AUGCCUGACGAUCCUUCUGGCCGUCCGUUGAGACAGUUAGCUGACAUGGUUGUCAGAUACAACGGAUGGCUGACGAACGAGAUCAACAACCUGGUCGAAUCCAACAACCUGGCCCACCAGGAUCAGCAGAUCAAGCAAAUCAUGGCCAAACUAUGUCACAACAUGGUGCGAUUCAACGACUACCAUUUGAUAUUUAAUGCCGCUGAAGGUUUGAAAUUUGAUAUCUGGUCCAAUUUUUUGACAACCACCAAGACUUUGAUGAAGCUCCCGCAUCCGCAGAGAGACUUCAUAACUGCCCGGAUGCUCCUUUAUCUGGGAUUCCAAUUUCACCAAGCGCAUGAUGAAAAGUUGUAUCGCACCGCAAAAGAAGCAGAAGAGACUGCUCUGUCGAAUUUUUGCAUUGAGCUGGAUGAUGCACUGCUCGAACCUCUACGAAACACAUGGAAAUCCAGCAACAACUAUGAAGAUUUCAAAUGGGUCUUUGUCGACGAUAGGAUUCAUCUGGCACAUGAUGAGAUAGUCAUGAACGAGAGUGACCUGAAAAUUGCACAAGCUCUAUCGCCCUCCGAACGUACUCAGAUUUCGAAACAGGACGGUACAAAAUUCCACUAUUACAAAGAGGCAUUCGAUAUCAACAAGGCCAACCCUACACUCUUUGAAGGUCUUAUGCCGAGAUGGGAUUGCGGCGAAGAAAACACAGAUGGGUUCUUCUGGACUACUAGGAGUUCUGACGGACCAAUUCGACUAGAAAUCACCUAUGAGAUUGAAACUUUCGGAAGAGAAAAUAAUGAGAAGACUAUCUCUAUGUUUCGUCGAUCCAGGCAAUUCUGUCUCGAUGCACGGCAAAUUUCUGAGGGCAAGACGCGCAAACAAGCACACAUCAUACUCGACGAGAUUGCCAUACACUACAAACUCCCCCGGGAGAUACAGGGUCAUAUCCUAGAAUACCUCCCGUACCGUGAGCCAUUCCCAUACCUUCAGAAACUCGAUCUAGCAGCAGCCUACACUCCAUUUCCUAUCGCAAGCGGGCAUUAUUGUGCAGACUGCAAGAUGUUACCAGGGCGCCCAUCAUCAAGACGGACAUGUCCAGGCCGUAGCAUGUGGAUAUGGAACCUACCACUCCGCCGUUUUAACGUGUUCCAUACUGACCAAUAUCUGUGUUGGGCGCUGUGUGCUCAUGGCGCUGAGUGUGCAGGUCAUCACGACGGCCACGAUCGAGAAUGGAUUGUUGAACGAGGUCCCAAUCUAAGCCUGUUCAUAGAGAAGGAGAUAUCAAAAUUGAACGAUGAGUUUAUAUCCUUGGACCAGGUUGGACUAGGUCCCGUUCGGAAGAUUCGUCUCGACACAAAAGAAGAAGACACGGCUCGACAACAGCGACUUGCCUCAUGUAACGGAAUAUACCGGGACUCAGGCGAUGAUUGGAAAAUGACGGGUGGCCUUAGUGGACUGGUAGAUUCGAUGCUUCAUGGCAGAGUGUUGAUCGGUGCCUGGGCUCACAAUGGUACAGAUGAGGGGGGAACUGACCAAGAGCCCGCCCAAUGGGCACUCGGCCGUAGUCUGAAGGAUCAAGAAAGUGCCCAAGAGGCAACCAGAGAUCUGCAUGCGUGGCCUGGACGCUGCGAGUGGUGUUAA
Fusarium venenatum is the source of this 1632-nucleotide messenger RNA. RefSeq lists its product as uncharacterized. The record is from RefSeq and is a predicted model, not a curated record. NCBI's taxonomy places the organism in Eukaryota, Fungi, Ascomycota, Sordariomycetes, Hypocreales, Nectriaceae.